UAUAGCAGGGCGCGGCCGGUUGUGGGUGGAGUGAUCUUAAGUCCCUGCUGCAGCAGAGCGCAACGCAGCAGCGGGACGCGGUGCGGGAGCAGCUGGUGCCGACAGAGCGGAUCGGGUGCGGAACCGCCACAGUGACAGCGAGGAGCGUCCGGAGACACCAUGGAGAACAGAACUUCAUAUGGAGAACACAUGUCUUCAUCCCAAACUGGGGUUUCCAAGGAAAUUAUCAACCCGGAAGUCAUUACUAUUUCAUCCACAGAAGGCACAAAACCGCCUGAGAAAAAAAUGCAACAUCCCCCAGCUAAGUCCUACAUUGUGCCAUCUGCUCAUCAUAGGUCUUCUCACCCUGUGGAGAGACAUGGCCAGCCUUCCUCUUCCAGUGGGGCACUAGAUUUACAAGCUGUGGUUGGACAGUCUCGAUCAUCUAUCUCUGGAAUCACCGUCCCAAUACGUUUGGAUGCCUUGUCGUAUUUGCUGAAUAAUGCUAUUACAGGAGCCUGCAAAACGCCCGCUCAAAUGCCGUGCCCUCCACAAACCUACCCGCCAUAUCCUUAUCCCCAGAUGGGUUGGCCUUGCUACAGCGCAUGCAUGAACUCCCAGUAUUGCUCUCUGCCUUUCCCAAACCAGUUUUCCGCUUGUCAGCCAGGAUAUAUGCCUUGUGGUAACCAACCAGGAGUUCCGGCAUUUCAGCAGCAGGUGCCUAGCUAUAGCCAAACGAUGGCUAGUACAACACAGAAUGAGGUCAAGAGUCCUUUACUCAACUUUCCAUCCCAAUCUGGAGGAAUGGCCUGUAGUUCUAAUGUAACAAACUUAGCACAGGACAAUAAUGAAAGUUCUCAGUCGGAUGCUAACAGAUGGGCCAAGAAACCUAACGAUAGGUUUGGUACCAAUAUGAGUAACUCCUUCUCUUCGGAAAGCCAACAGCAAAACUCUCCAUCGCGACGAGGUUUUGGAAGGUUUGGAGAUAAACAGAAUGAGGACAACUGGUCGGGCAGACAGCAGUCAAGUUUCAGGAGGGGAUUCGGAAGGGGCAGAGGAGACUUCGCAGGUCAGUCUCGGCAAGGUAACUCAAGAGGUCAGGAUAAAGAUUGGCAAUUUGGAGACAGAUCCCGUAACUCGGAUUUUGGUGGUCAAAAAAGGUUCUCGGAAAGCCCUGAGAGGGGCAACUUCUUCAAACGAGGCCGCUGGCCAGGCGGUAGAGGCGGUGGAGGAGAUAGUCGAGACACUUGGCAGCAGAGAAACAGACAGGAUGACUCCUCAAAUUGGGCAAACACAACAGCUUCAAAGGAGACGUUCAGCUCAGGUGGGGAAGCCAAAAUGACCAACAAGUCUAAUGGAGCAGCUGCUGAAGAUGAGAACUGGGAGACCGAUUAUCCAGAACAAGCUGCGAAUUCUAAAUUGGAUGAUUCCACUGGGAAAUGUUUGUUAAGUGUAAGUUCACCAUCGCUGUUUUCACCUAAGAGUGAUCCCACCAGACAAAGCAGUGAAUCUUCGGAAACCCUCAAGCCGGAGCUCAACUCAGUAGACGACAAAGACAAGAGUGACAAGCCCAAAGGAGGCUUUGCCUUAGAAGUUUCUAGAGAGAAGGAAGAGGGUGAAACGUAUUCCAGCUCUGAGAAAGUAGACGUGGAGGCAUUGGACCCUGAGCCUGAGGUUGGAGGACAGGAUUCUACUACAAGUCCAGUUGUGCCUUUGACAGAACGCAUGGAGGCUGUUGAAGCCACUAACGGGAGCGUUGGAGAGGAUGUCUGCUCCUUUGUUAUAUCUGUUGAUGGAGAUAAUACAAAAGGGAUUUUGGUGGAGGUGAAUGCAGAAAGCCAGUAAACAUGCCACUGUUUCACGGACUGUUCAGUCAUUUCUCAGCCUUUAGCUUGUUGUUACGUGUAGUCAUUUUAUACAGUUUUAUAUGUUUAUUAUAUCCCACCUCUAUAAUUUAGUUGAAUCUCCCAUACUGUAUGUCUCAGUUACACGAUACAACUUACCAGCACUUCUAAUAUGGGCCACCUAAAGGCUGUGUAGCAUUUACUGCAGAUGUUAUGUCUGGAAGCCACAUUUGAGAUCCAUAGUUUUUGAGCUCUCCUUUGAUGUCAACUAAUAGGUCCAGAUAGGUCCACUCUUGUUUUCAUACUAAUGUUUUAUAGACUUUGGAAUAGUGAAGGUUUUCUUCUAACGCUUUUGCGUUUAGAAAACUGGGUCCUUAAAUGACAGUAAUCUCAGUGGCUCAUGUGAUACUUAAAGUGUAUGAAUGUGUGGUUUACCGUAGGCCAGUUACCCACCAGCACUAUGCGUACACUUUUAGGAGAGUGAAACGCGUUGAAAUUAUUUUCACAAAAUUUCAGCGCUCCCUCCUUAUAGUCUGCCAUGCACUGUACUAGCAUUAAAAAUGUUAGUAAAGUGCCACUGGGUAUGAGCCUUGAGUACCACUAUUACUGAGUACCAAUGUCUGGAUGAAGAAAUGUAAUAGGCAUUACAAUGUUCUGAAGAGCCGUACAUUAUAACUGUACGCACAUCUCUCCCAUAUGCAAAAUAACAUGACUUGUAUCAUUUCCUCCAAGCGGACAGCAUCUGGUAGACAAACCUUUGUUUUCUGACUUAUUUGUUUGAAGCAUUUUGUGUCUUGCGUUCUCGGUGUUGUAGCACUGCAAGUCUUGUGUACCAUUCAAACACAAGUUGUUAUUUGCAGUCGAGAAUGACUGACUCUUUAUUGUAUGGUUGUUCUGUUUCAGAACAGGUUUCACUCUCCAAAGUUUUUUUUUUAUAUAAUAAAAAAGUUUGGGGUGUACAAAAUUGUACGUAACAACGGAGAUUCUCAAGCACACCUCUGUUUGCCUUUGAGAUAUACGAGAUAUCGUGCCCAGUGUAGUAAUAGAUUGAGAAAGUCUGCUUACUUUUACCAACCUGACAUUUUCUCCACCAUGUGCCGUCUAGUAUAAUAAGACAGUGUUCAUCUCCUGGUGGCACGUCCACCUUCUGAUCAUGUCUCCUGUCUACAACGUUGAGUAAAUUGUUAGAUAGGUUUUUGAGUCAUGUUUUUUGCGCAGUAAUAAAACCUGACGUGUUCUGUUACAA
Pseudophryne corroboree (corroboree frog) is the source of this 3069-nucleotide messenger RNA. RefSeq names its product lens intrinsic membrane protein 2 (gene LIM2). NCBI's taxonomy places the organism in Eukaryota, Metazoa, Chordata, Amphibia, Anura, Myobatrachidae. The coding region runs from base 160 to 1824 and encodes 554 amino acids. The transcript is spliced from 2 exons. Gene Ontology annotation, cellular component: plasma membrane. Gene Ontology annotation, molecular function: structural constituent of eye lens. The record is from RefSeq and is a predicted model, not a curated record.